Molecule: messenger RNA, 2400 nt
Organism: Aspergillus fischeri NRRL 181
Lineage: Eukaryota; Fungi; Ascomycota; Eurotiomycetes; Eurotiales; Aspergillaceae
Product: aconitate hydratase ACO2
Exons: 2
Coding region: 1-2400 (799 amino acids)
Biological process (GO): tricarboxylic acid cycle
Cellular component (GO): mitochondrion; cytosol
Molecular function (GO): 4 iron, 4 sulfur cluster binding; aconitate hydratase activity
Source: RefSeq, a predicted model, not a curated record
AUGGUGAGGCAGCUUGUCUGGCAGCGGGCUACCGCCUCUCGCAGGCUGGCCCCGAAAUGCCUCUCCCCGCAACAAUUGUUCGCACGACGUGGCCUAGCCACUGAGGCGUCCGCCGCACGCAUGCCGCCUUAUCCUAAGAUUGUGCGGAAUCUCGAGCAGGUUCGGAAGGUGUUGGGAUCCUCGCGUGCCCUCACCCUGGCGGAGAAGAUCCUCUACGCCCACCUGGACAAUGCGGAGGAGUCCCUGUUGACGGGCACUAACAAUGGACAAGACAUUCGCGGCAAAGCCAACCUAAAGUUGAAGCCGGACCGAGUGGCGAUGCAGGAUGCGUCGGCCCAGAUGGCGCUGUUGCAGUUCAUGUCCUGUGGCCUGCCGUCGACCGCGGUGCCCGCCAGUAUCCACUGCGACCAUAUGAUUGUGGGUGAGCGUGGCGCGGACACCGAUCUGCCUGCCUCUAUCGAGGGUAACCGGGAAGUGUUUGACUUCCUUGAGAGCGCCGCCAAGCGCUACGGUAUUGAAUUUUGGCCCCCCGGUGCGGGUAUCAUCCACCAGAGUGUGCUGGAGAACUACGCGGCCCCUGGUCUGAUGAUGCUGGGCACGGACAGCCACACACCUAAUGCGGGAGGUUUGGGAGCUAUCGCUAUUGGUGUCGGUGGUGCAGAUGCUGUGGAUGCAUUGGUGGAUGCUCCCUGGGAAUUAAAGGCGCCUCGUAUUCUUGGUGUGCGACUGGAGGGUAAGCUGAGCGGCUGGGCCUCUCCCAAGGAUAUCAUUCUGCAUCUAGCUGGUAAGCUCACCGUCCGCGGUGGUACCGGCUAUGUGAUAGAGUACCACGGACCCGGUGUCGAGACGCUCAGCUGUACUGGUAUGGCUACCUGUUGCAACAUGGGUGCGGAGGUCGGAGCCACCACCUCGGUCUUCCCCUUCUCCCCCAGCAUGGUUCCUUACCUGCAGGCGACGCACCGUGGCCAUGUGGCCCAGGCGGCGGCCGAGAUCGCUGCAUCUGGUCCCAAGAACCUUUUGCGGGCCGACGAUGGCGCAGAGUACGACCAGAUCAUCACAAUUGACUUGUCAACGCUGGAACCUCACGUCAACGGGCCCUUCACUCCGGAUCUGUCCGUGCGUCUGUCUGACUUUGCCAACACCGUCCGCGAGAACAAGUGGCCCGAGACUCUUGGUGCUGGAUUGAUCGGUAGUUGCACCAACAGUUCCUACGAGGACAUGACUCGCGCAGAGGACCUGGUCAAGCAGGCGUCAGCGGCUGGUCUGAAACCCAAGGCGGACUUCUUCAUCACGCCUGGCAGUGAGCAGAUUCGGGCCACUCUGGACCGUGACCAGACCCUGUCUUCCUUCUCCGAGGCUGGCGGCACCGUCCUGGCCAACGCCUGCGGACCCUGCAUCGGGCAGUGGAAGCGAACCGACGGUGUCGCCAAGGGCGAGGACAAUGCCAUCUUCACCUCCUACAACCGUAACUUCCCCGGACGCAAUGAUGGCAACCGACGCACCAUGAACUUCCUGGCGUCGCCAGAGAUUGUGACCGCCCUUGCCUACUCGGGCAGCACCACCUUCAACCCCAUGACCGACACUCUGAAGACCCCGAACGGUGAAGAGUUCAAGUUCCGCCCUCCCCAGGGCUCUGACCUUCCCAGUGCUGGGUUCGCCGACGGCAACCCUGCCUUCCAGCCCAGCGCUGGUGUCCCUGACGCCUCCGUCGAGGUCAUUGUUUCCCCCACCUCUGAGCGUCUCGCUUUGCUGGAGCCUUUCGCUCCCUUCCCUGAGGGCGAGCUGUCGGGCUUAAAGGUCCUGUACAAGGUCAAGGGUCAGUGCACAACUGACACCAUCUCCGCGGCCGGUCCGUGGUUGAAGUACAAGGGCCACCUGCCCAACAUCUCCGCCAACACUCUGAUCGGCGCGGUCAACGCUGCCACGGGUGAGACGAACGUUGCAUACGAUGACGCUGGCAACAAGCACUCGAUUCCCGACCUGGCUGCUCAGUGGAAGGCCGACGGCAUUGAAUGGCUUGUUGUGGCCGAGGACAACUAUGGCGAGGGUAGCGCGCGUGAGCACGCGGCGCUGCAGCCGCGGUACCUGGGCGGCCGGAUCAUCGUGGCCAAGAGCUUUGCACGUAUCCACGAGACCAACCUGAAGAAGCAGGGUGUAGUCCCCCUGACGUUCGCCGACAAGGCCGACUACGACCGCAUUGACGCAUGCGACCAGGUCGACACUGUCGGACUGUACGAGACACUGAAGUCCGGCGGUCAGGGAUCAAUCCAGCUGCAGGUCACCAAGAAGAACGGCGAGAAGCUGACGAUUCCAGUCAAUCACACUCUGAGCAAGGACCAGUGUGGCUUCAUCCUGGCGGGAAGUGCCUUGAACUUGUUGGCCAAGCGGGCACACCAGUAA